Messenger RNA from Fonsecaea erecta, 1434 nucleotides. RefSeq lists its product as hypothetical. The record is from RefSeq and is a predicted model, not a curated record. Bases 1 to 1434 code for a protein of 477 amino acids. The transcript has 2 exons. Gene Ontology annotation, biological process: regulation of glucose metabolic process; protein phosphorylation. Gene Ontology annotation, molecular function: pyruvate dehydrogenase (acetyl-transferring) kinase activity. Gene Ontology annotation, cellular component: mitochondrion. NCBI's taxonomy places the organism in Eukaryota, Fungi, Ascomycota, Eurotiomycetes, Chaetothyriales, Herpotrichiellaceae.
AUGCUGAAAACAGCACUUCGGCGACGGGCUCUGCCCAUCUCAUUUGUCCAGCGAAGAUGGGCAACGCAGAAGACGGAAGAACCGUUUCCUCCCGAUAUCGACGAGUGGUCACAUCCCCCGUCGAAUGCCACCAUCUCAGAUGAGGAGAUACAGAGGCUAGCGGCGCUACCUCGCCGGCCUCUGACCCUAGCAGAUCUCGUCAGACAUGGCAAACCCCCCUUACGAGACUCUGCUCUGCUCUCCUCGGCCAACUUCACCUUGUCCCUCCUCCCGGCUCGCCUUGCACACCGCAUCCAAGCUCUGCGAAACCUGCCUUUCAUCGUGGUGUCCAACCCCAACGUGUCGAAGAUAUACAACAACUACCUCCACUCUCUCUCUACCCUGGAACCCUUCUACAAGAAACCCAUCGAGACCAUUGAAGAGGAGAUGAAGUUUACCGAGGCCAUGGCCGAUCUUGUGCGGACACACUCCAACACCAUCCCAGUCCUUGCUCAGGGAUUUCUCCAAUGCAGAAAAUACGUGGACGCGGCAGAAGUCACGCGAUUCCUCGACCAACAUCUCCGCGCACGGAUAGGGACCAGACUCGUCGCCGAACAACACCUGGCCCUCCACAUGGCUUCGACGGGUGACGCAGCCAAGCAGAAACCCGACCCGACCCACGUCGGUGUCAUCGACCUCGCGCUCCGUCCCGCCGACAUCGUCCGCCGGUGUGAGGGCUUCGUCAACGAGGUCUGUGAGUACAAAUACGGGGUUCGGCCCUCUUUGAUCAUCAAUGGAGAUCAAGAUGCAGAAUUUGCACACAUCCCCAUGCACCUGGAAUACAUUAUCACGGAACUGUUGAAGAAUGCAUUCCGCGCCACGAUUGAGAAUGGCAAUGAGAGGGAGCCCGUUGAAGUCACGAUUGCCUCUGCUCCGGACGUACAGACCACGAAGCUGGAAUCGUUGAAGAAGCUGUCGGUGAGCAAAGAGAAUGCGUAUGAUUUCUCCCAGGAAGGCCUGGACGAGUACUGCGCUUCAGAUGACGACCACAUUGUCGGUUCUCUCAACUCUGCCGCCCCGUACAUCACCCUGCGCAUCCGUGAUCGGGGCGGAGGCAUCUCACCGGAAGCUUUGCCCAAUAUCUGGUCAUAUAGCUUCACCACGUUCAACAACGAAGAAGCCGCGGCGGCCGCCAAUGCCGGCGGCAGUGACGGGUCUGACGGUCUCAAUGCGAUCUCCAACAGUGGGACGAAUCAGUCUUCCAUCGCCGGGUUGGGGUAUGGGCUACCCCUGGGACGUGCUUAUGCCGAGUACUUUGGCGGGGGAAUCGCCGUGCAGAGCAUGUACGGUUGGGGCACGGAUGUGUACCUGACGUUGCAGGGUAUUGGGAACACGAAGGCACUGAAAGACGCGCCCAACGGUCUCGAGGAGUUGGAGAAGGAGAUGAGCGAUUAG